Molecule: messenger RNA, 903 nt
Organism: Ostertagia ostertagi
Lineage: Eukaryota; Metazoa; Nematoda; Chromadorea; Rhabditida; Trichostrongylidae
Source: the annotation of a GenBank genome assembly
AUGCAAGGAGAGGUUGAAGAAAUGCUAGCUUGGAUGUUGGAGUUAAAUGAAUCCAGUCAUUUGUUGGACUGGCUGAUGUCGCAGUGCUAUUCACAACCGAGUGUUGUGGCGGCAAGAUGCUUUCGAGCUCUUGUCCGUGUUUUCUCGAAGCGUGAUUUCCCGUGUGAAUUCAUUUCUCUUUUCGUCCUUUGUCAAGCAAUGCUUGGUGAUCCGGCUGUAACAGAUGCUGCUGUGCACAUGAUCGAAAUCCUCAAGAGGCAAUUCCUCGACAACAGCAUGGUGGUAUCGCCGCAAUUAGUACCGGCUUCUAAUAACGUCACACCAAACGUUCAACUAAGACCUACAGUUGUUCCCGACACUCAUACUCACUGUUUGCCGAUGGAUCAGCAAGCAGUGUGCCGGAAUCUCGCAAACUCUUAUCCACACCUUACCAUCACUAUAUUCAGCGGCCCUCGUGGAUGGGGAUCUGAGGAAGCUACCCAAUUGCUUCUGAACAAUCUCAUGUACCUGACGAUAUGUUUGGCUCCCGACCAUGAGCACGAAUUGGCUGACCUUUGGCGAGCACUUGCUCUAUCGUAUCCUGCAAAUUUGCCAGUGAUUCUCAACUAUCUCUACGUAGUGACGGAUUCUGUUGUGGAAGUUGUUUCACCGAUGCGAGAUUCUCCCAUGGGUGAUCGCUUUGCUGCUGCUUCCGAAGAUGCGAGCAAAGAGGGCGUUCGUCUCCUUCCGUGCUGCUAUAACGAGAAAAGGGAUAUUAUUCAAGCUGAUGGCACAUAUCUUCCACGACAACCAGCCUGGAGUAGGAGUGUCACGUGUUUGAUAUUGGGACAUAAUACGGUCAUCAUGAUGUGGACUGGACCGAGCUCUCCCACGAUUGCUCCAUGCGGCCGUGCUCUCCCUUGA